Molecule: messenger RNA, 2180 nt
Organism: Drosophila novamexicana
Lineage: Eukaryota; Metazoa; Arthropoda; Insecta; Diptera; Drosophilidae
Gene: Trap1
Product: heat shock protein 75 kDa, mitochondrial
Exons: 3
Coding region: 75-2126 (683 amino acids)
Biological process (GO): protein folding
Cellular component (GO): mitochondrial inner membrane
Molecular function (GO): ATP-dependent protein folding chaperone; protein kinase binding; ATP binding
Source: RefSeq, a predicted model, not a curated record
AACUGACACAAUCAAUUAUAUUUAUUUUUUUUUUUUAGCAGAAUAUUUGAUUGAAGCAUUAAUUCCAACACAAGAUGUCCCUGCGUGCUUUUGGUGUGCUACUCAAGGCCCGUCAGCUGACCCGGCUGUGCCGGCAAGCGAAUCGAGCAGCGACCUUUGCAUUGAGUACGCCGUCUUUGCAUCAGCUGCCCGCGGCAGCCUUGCCGCAACGUCGAUUCGCCACAGUUGCGAAGGAAGCGCCGGCCGUGGACAAGCACGAGUUUCAAGCAGAGACACGACAACUGCUGGACAUUGUCGCACGCUCCUUGUACUCGGAUCACGAGGUGUUUGUGCGCGAGCUGAUCUCGAAUGCAAGCGAUGCCUUGGAAAAGUUUCGCUAUUCGGCCCUAAGAACAACAGCUGAAUCGGAAUUGGCGGCCAAGGAUCGGCCACUGGAGAUACGCAUCACCACAGACAAGCCACAGAUGCAGCUGAUCAUCCAGGACACGGGCAUUGGUAUGACACGCGAGGAGCUGGUCAGCAAUCUUGGUACUAUUGCGCGCAGCGGCUCCAAACAGUUUCUGGAGCAGCUCAAGCAGGACCAUCAGGCGGCACAGGCCACAUCCAAUAUAAUUGGCCAAUUCGGUGUGGGUUUCUACUCGGCAUUUAUUGUGGCCCAGCGUGUUGAGGUAUACACGCGCGCUGCCACACCCAAUGCACCUGGACUACGCUGGGCUACAGAUGGCAGUGGUACCUACACUAUCGAGGAAGUGAAGGACGUGGAACACGGCACCAAGAUUGUUCUUCAUUUAAAGACUGACUGCCGCGAAUAUGCCGACGAGGAUCGGAUACGCGCCGUUAUCAAGAAGUACAGCAACUUUGUGGGCUCACCCAUUCUGCUGAACGGCAAGCAGGCAAAUGAGAUUAAGCCCCUUUGGCUGAUGGAUCCUCAAAGCAUUAGUAAGGAGCAGCAUCAGGACUUCUAUCGCUUUAUUAGCAACAGUUUCGAUGCCCCCCGCUUCUCGCUACACUAUAACGCCGAUGUGCCACUGAGCAUACAUGCGCUGCUCUAUUUUCCGGAGGGCAAGCCCGGCCUCUUCGAGAUGUCUCGUGAUGGCAGCACCGGCGUCGCUCUUUACACGCGUAAGGUGCUGAUCCAGUCCAAAACGGAGCAUUUGCUGCCCAAGUGGCUGCGCUUUGUGAAAGGAGUUGUCGACUCGGAGGACAUACCCCUAAACUUGAGUCGGGAAUUGCUGCAGAACAGUAGCCUUAUACGCAAACUGUCGAGCGUAAUCUCUAGUCGUGUCGUACGCUUCCUGCAGGAGCGUGCCAAGAAGCAGCCAGAAGAAUAUGAAGCAUUCUAUCGCGACUAUGGACUGUUUCUAAAGGAGGGCAUUGUCACGUCCACCGAUCCCGCUGAGAAGGAAGAAAUUGCCAAGCUAUUGCGCUUUGAAUCAUCGAAAUCGGAAGCUGGGCGCAUUUCCCUGGAGGACUACUACACAACGGUUAGUGCGGAUCAAAAGGAUAUAUACUAUCUGGCAGCGCCAAAUCGCGUCCUUGCCGAAUCCUCACCCUACUAUGAGAGUCUUAAGAAGCGCAACGAGCUUGUGCUCUUCUGCUAUGAGCCCUACGAUGAAUUGGUGCUGAUGCAGCUGGGAAAGUUCAAGAACAAGAAGCUUGUCUCUGUGGAGAAGGAGAUGCGCAAUCAGUCAAAAGAUCCCGCUGCUCUGGAAGAUUUAGGCGAAGGCAGCUUGAUGCGCUCCGAGCUGGACAGCCUCGUACCCUGGCUGGAGGAUCAGCUUAAGGGUCAGGUGGCCAAAGUGAAGGCUACUUCUCGACUGGACACUCAUCCAUGUGUUAUCACCGUCGAGGAAAUGGCCGCAGCACGACAUUUCAUACGCACCCAAAGCCAUCAGCUGCCAGAGGAGAAUCGUUUCGCCCUAUUGCAGCCGGAGCUGGAAAUCAAUCCAAAACAUCCCAUCAUAAAGAAGCUGCAUUCCUUGCGUACGAGCGAACCGGAGCUGGCCCAGUUGAUCACCAAGCAAUUGUUUGCCAAUGCGAUGGUUGGCGCUGGUCUGGCGGAGGAUCCACGCAUGUUGCUUACAAAUAUGAACACUCUGUUAUCAAAAGCUUUAGAAAAAUACUAACUUUACUCGACAAUACCAAAAUGUUACUAAGCCAAAUCCAAAACAAAUACCAAA